Messenger RNA from Silurus meridionalis, 8662 nucleotides. It is a transcript of the gene kdm6ba, whose product is annotated as lysine (K)-specific demethylase 6B, a. Gene Ontology annotation, biological process: regulation of gene expression; heart development. The record is from RefSeq and is a predicted model, not a curated record. NCBI's taxonomy places the organism in Eukaryota, Metazoa, Chordata, Actinopteri, Siluriformes, Siluridae. Bases 1506 to 6845 code for a protein of 1779 amino acids. Gene Ontology annotation, molecular function: chromatin DNA binding; RNA polymerase II cis-regulatory region sequence-specific DNA binding; histone H3K27me2/H3K27me3 demethylase activity. The transcript is spliced from 23 exons. Gene Ontology annotation, cellular component: MLL3/4 complex.
AGAGAGGCGGGGCAGUGCAAUACUCGUCCACCGAAAAUAACCUGCAUGGGAGAGGCAGAGAGAGAGAGAGAGAGAGCGAGCAGGGUAUCUACACUGAAACAUCAAGACGACGGGCAAACAAACGCGGAAUUGCGAACUGCGCAAUCCUGCAGCUGAGCUCCGCGUUGUGCGCCCCGGGAGCGCGCAGGAAACCAGAGCGUCAUGUCUGAUACUCCUCAGAGGACCUGCAUGCGGGACGCGGCUUCCCUCCACCGUGCCAUGACCACGGAUUUCUUCCUUUCACAAAUGAAGGCGCACUUCUGUUUUUUUUUUUUACAGAGAAGACAUUGCAGUUCCUUAAUGUCGGGUGCAUCAUGAUGAUGAUGAUGAUGGGGAUGAUGAUGAUUUUGGGGCCUUUUCAUUUUUGGAAAAGACUAGAAGGUUUUGGUCGCCGUGUCACUGAUGUUUGUGCAUGGCCACGUUCACAUCACCGAUCACAGCUGCUUCGUGGUAGAAGUGUGCCGUCUGUGCAUGCAUGCAUGCGUGUGUGUGUGUGUGUGUGUACAGAGAGAGUUUAGGUGAAUAGCACCAGUGCAGGUUAUUUGCAUUUGGGAAUUGUGACUUUGAAGCCGCUGAGGAUUUGUGCUGCGUGUCAGCGCGAGGAGAAACUGCGCAGUUGCAUUUCGCUCUUUGGAGGAUUUAUUUAUUUAUUUAAUUUUUAAAUUUUUUUUGUACCAAACCCAAGAAGCCGCCUCCCAUCUCGAACCUUCGCACGUUUGCAGCUGUUGGUGGGCUAAAAUGGAUAAAAUGUGGUUGGCCAACGUGAGAAUCGCUCUGGAUGAAAACCUCCAUCAACCGACAUGCAUUACAACACUGCGUCCAACCAGCUGGUCAGCCAAAGUCUUCGAAAGCUGCACUUGGAGGAAACGGCCAGGAAGGAGCCACUCCCAUACAGGAAGAAGACAACAGACCACUGGUAGUUCUUCAAACAGCUUGUGAGCGUUGGUGUGUGGCCCUCUCUCUGCUGCUGUGGAGGGCUUCACACACAGCUAGUGUGGCUGGAUGCAUCACACCGUGGAACAAUUUGGCACGCGCAGCUCACGGGACCCUUUCCCUCUGGAUGGAAUCAGCCGGGGACGAUGGGAUCCCAUGGGUCGCUGGCCUCCUCCCUCCAGGUUCUCACCGGGUGGUCAACCUCAGUACCUUUCUCACCUCCCACCCAAUCACAUAACGAGACUAAAUCAUCCAAGUAAAUGUUACAACAGUGGGCCAAUGGCACUUGGAGGGGAAAAGCUGGACUUACCUCAGGCCUUGUUACCAGGAAUACACAGGGAUCUCCGGGUGCCCCAACCCCCUCCCCGUAUAUGGGGUCAGCAUUAUGAGCCAUUGCCCAGCCAUGCCCGUUUGCACAAUGCAUACAAUGCUGGACCACCUGUACACCUUACAGCCCGAGCCAACCAGCUGUUAAAGUAUGGUCCCCCUCCAUUGCAACAUGGGUCCAGACCCCUGCCACAAAUUACAGACCCAUGGGAACAGUCUCAACAGCAGCAUCAACAACUGCCCAGAGGCCCUUUCUCUCAGGCUGGCCAGUUAAGCGGCCAGCAUCCUCACUGGGAGAGCAUUCGGUCAUUCAGCACACCCCUCUUUCACUAAAUAGGCCCCAUGAGGAUACUCCCAGUCCAAACAAGAGGAAGAGAAGUUCUGACUCAGAACAGCGGAUGAUUGGCAACCACCAAUACUCAGAGUCGGUGGGAAAUUCAGUGCCCUUGCUGCAACAGCCUCAGUCCCAUUAUCCCCCACUGCAAAAGGGGGCAGCAACUUGGACCCCAGUAGAACGUAAGAUGGACCACAAUGAGUUUCAGGAAUUGCACAAACAAGACAUGGGUAACUACAGUUACAAGAAGUUCCCAUCCUCCAAACCUUCACCCAACUCAUCAUCUCCCAUAACUUCCACCAGGGGCAGUGAACAAGGGCGUGGUCCUCCACCCCAACCUCUUAAGCCUUCUCAAUCACCACAGCAUUCUUCUCACAAUGUUCAACUCCAUCAAACAUUCCCUUUCCCUAACAACAGGCCUUCAACUCCGACUCUAGGGGAACACCAGGCCAUUCCCACCCACAAAGUGCAUCCUUCUGGGGUGAGAUCUACUGGCAGCCAUGCACCCCUGCCACAACCUCCAUCGUCUUUGGCUGAUAGAGAACGCCCUGUCCCCACACCAGCACAUCACACCACCGUGCCUUACAGCCACCCCAAAUUCCAGCCCCAUCCAGGGCUGGUUCCCACCACCAGCCCCUCUUCCAACAGCGGGAUACAGUCUGCAGCACCUCAAUGCAACCCACAUAAGCCCUGGAGGAACCAGAUGAAACAUGAUAACCAGGCCUCAGAUCUGGGUCCUUACAGAUCCGUGGUCUCUCAGUUUUCCUCUUCAUCUCUGCAGCAACAGCAGAAUAGAACUGGGCAGAAUCAGGAUGAUUGCACCUCUCAGGCUCGGGCACCAGUGAUCACUUCUUCAAUGCCAAGCCUGGAAACUUCAGGUCCUCCUUGUUCAAUGGGACUUUUCAGCAGUGUAGACAUUGUGUCCACUAUGAGCUCUGUGCCCUCUACUAAGGAUUCUCUGGUCAGCACCGUUAAAAGCUGGAAGACUACACACUCGUCAGUCUCAAACCCCAAUCCAACUCCAUCUGCACAAGGUCUCCCACACCAGGAGUAUCAGAGAGCCCAUUCUGGCACAGUAAGCCAUCCAAACCUCCAACAGAAGGCACAAAAUCAGCAUCAGGAACCCCAUCUACCCCACCAAGGGCAGGACAGAAAAGUGUCCUCAGCCGCUUCCUCACUCAUCUCAGGGUUUCAGAGAUCAGGAAAUAGUGUCAUCACCAGCAAGGCCAUUGAAAACCUCUUGCAGGCUGCAAGUUCGCCUCUUCAUCACACACAGCCUGCAGUGUCUAUCACUGUGAAUGCAGGCCCUCACCAACAGUCUGACUCUUUGCAUCAUGAACUGCCUAACCAGGCAGCCCCAGUUUUAUCUCAGGAGCGACCUGUCCAAAAUUAUCAAAGGCCAUGUCAUGAACCCGCCAUCUCUAGCCCUCAGUCCAUUAAGGAAGCACUUGAAAAGCUUGAUGCUGAGCUUCAGGACCAUAUGCGAGCUGAAGAGAGAAGGAAGGAACAGGAGGAAGAAGAGAGAAAACACAGCACAGAGAUUAACAAAUUAAGAAACAGAAAGGUAAAUGAGGAGUCUGCAACUGAGAAUCUGGAGAGCUUGCUGUCACCACCCCCUCCAUGCCUGUCUCCAGCUAUUAGACCUUCCACAGUUUCACCACCAUCUCACACAUCUCCACCUUUCCCCUGGCUGAGCAGGGGAGGUGUGCCUACACGUCAGAUGGCACCCGGGGCAAAUUCUGUAGAAAGGUCUCGACCACCUCCUCUCACCCCUCAAACAGACUAUGCGCGUGAAAAGCAGAGGCAGAGAGCGCAAUGGAAGGCUUCGGUCACUCCUCAUCCACAGAAUACCUCAGAGAUUCUCACAUCUGUAUUUUCUUCUAAACCUAUCCCGGUAGAUGCUUCAAAUAAAACAAUACAGGCAAACCCUCCAAACCUGCGUGAGCCCCCCAAACUUUACCAGGCCUUUCCCAAGGACACUUUUUCACCAAAAGACACAAGUCCAACCAACAAGCAGUCAGGUGGUGAGCUCAGCAGUUUAGGCAGCAGUGCCAGCAGCUCCACUGGCGAUUCUGAUAGUGCCCAAUUUGAGGAAGAACCAUCUGAGCUCUUGCCUGAUGGUCUGGCAAACAUUAUGAAGAUGCUGGAUGAGUCAAUUAAGAAGGAGGAGGAACAAUACGCUGGUCAGAGUAGUGGGCAGCCUGAUCCAGAUCUACCCUUUUCACUUUCAGUGGCACCCAUAAAAAGUUAUUCAUUUGCCCCUGAACUUAUGCCUGCCCUGAACCGGCUAUCUACAGAGGAUUAUUCAACUGAUACCCAUGCUAGCCCACCUGUCCUAAGUCGUCAGGGAUCUUUGGCAUCCCCUUGCAGUCGUACUUCUUCACUUGAAGAGGAGGAUACAUUAAAAAUCACCCAAAAAUCUGACUGUACUGUCAGUGCUCAAUCUCAAGAUAGUGGUAUUGGGAUCACAGGAAGUAGUUAUCGCCAUAGUGACUUGGCCAAGCUUUAUGGAUUAUCAGAGGGACUAAAAAGUGAGUGUGAGGAGGAUGAGGAAGAAACAGAACAAGAAGACUAUACACCUUCCUAUUCUCCACCACCUAUGAGGCCACACCUGCAUCAGACAGGUGUGAACAGCAUGUUUAAAAAUUUAGCCUCUAUGUUGGAAAGCCAGAAGUAUACCUACCGUGGAGGACCAUUUGGUCGACCACCUCCUUCAGCUCUGGUAGGAGUGAAGUACUCAUCGUCACUUUCAUUGGGCCCAGAUAUCUGCAGACAACAAAAUACUUCUCCCACAUCAGGCUCAAACAAUCACCCAGGCUUUAGUCAUAAAGCCCAAACCUCAAUGAAUUCUAGUUUUGAACAAACACAUACUCUCUCACCAUCAGCAUCAACACCAGAAAGAAAAGGAGAUGCUGUAGUCUGCCAGUCUGAUCUCUCUGGAUGUGAGGAGGAAGACAGUGUGAGAAAGGGUCUAAUUGAUGAAGAAGAUCCUAGAAUUGUAAAGGACUCCUCAGAGUUAGAGGGGAAGCCCAAGCUCACAACAAUCUCAGAAUCAUCACUUGCAGAGCUAGGUCGUAGUUGUGAGGUGAUGCUCAACCGACACAGUAUCCCCUCAGAGACGUCAUCAGACCACAAUAAGAAACAGAUGCUGCACAUAUCUGACAAAGAUAGGAAGAGAGAGCGGGACUGUAACUCGGAGAAGAAACACAAACGCAGCAGUAGCAAAAAACAUGAGGAAAGGAAAGAGAAAAAGAAAAAACACAGAGAAAAACACGAAAAUGUAUCUCUGUCUUCAUCAUCAAGCUCAACCCGAAGACACAAGGAAAGCAAGUCACACAAAGACAAAAGGGGCCACAUAGACUGUCAGAAAAGGAGCUCUGGGAGAAAGAAAGGGAAGGAGAGAAAAAAAAAGAAAGAGGAAGGUGAAAAAGAGGAAUGGGUAUGCCGGAACAAGGAGAAGAGUUUUAAAACAGGAGGUUCUCCAUUGGAUCAUACAUCAUCUUCACCUGCGUUGGGCUCAGCAGACUUGCAGAAGUUAAAGGCUCUGACAGAUGGCCCACCCAAAGAGCUAAAGAUUCGUCUGAUUAAAGUGGAAAGUGGAGAUCGAGAAACCUUCAUUGCCUCUGAAGUUGAGGAGAAGAGAAUUCCACUUGAGGAGAUCACCAUCAAGAACACUGCCAGUGAAAUUAUCAGAUCAUGCAAGGGUGCUCGUGUCAAGGGGAAAUUCAAGGAGUCCUAUUUACUUCCAUCCUUCUCUGUGAAGCCUGUUUUGACCAUGGAGCACCCAAUCCCACGGGAAAAGCUCAACCCUCCUACACCCAGUAUCUAUCUGGAGAGCAAGAGGGAUGCUUUCUCUCCUGUGCUGCUUCAGUUCUGCACAGACUCCAAGAAUCCCAUUACCGUCAUUAGAGGACUAGCGGGCUCUUUAAGACUGAAUUUGGGUCUCUUCUCCACAAAGUCACUGGUGGAGGCAAAUGGAGAACAUGCAGUGGAAGUGAGAACUCAGGUGCAGCAACCAGCUGAUGAGAACUGGGAUCCCAGUGGCACUGGGCAAAUCUGGCCUUGCGAGAGCAGCCGAUCACACACCACCAUAGCCAAGUAUGCCCAGUACCAGGCCUCCAGCUUCCAAGAAAGCCUACAGGAAGAGAAAGGCAGUGAUGAUGAGGAUUAUGAUGAUGAGAAGAAACCUGUCAGUAACUCGGACAGCACAGGCGGUAACCCCUCAAGCUCCAGCUCAGAGCAAAAACCUGUGGGAAAAAUCAUCAAAUUUGGUACCAACAUUGACCUCUCUGAUCACAAGAGGUGGAAACCCCAGCUACAGGAGCUGCAGAAGUUGCCAGCAUUCAUGCGUGUGUCCUCCAGUGGAAAUAUGCUCAGUCAUGUAGGCCACACAAUACUGGGCAUGAACACUGUACAACUUUACAUGAAGGUCCCUGGCAGUCGCACACCAGGUCACCAGGAGAAUAAUAAUUUUUGCUCUGUGAACAUCAACAUUGGUCCUGGAGAUUGUGAAUGGUUUGCUGUCCAUGAUAACUACUGGGACGCAAUCAGCAAUAUUUGUGAUAAACAUGGAGUAGAUUAUCUGACUGGCUCUUGGUGGCCUGUGUUGGAGGAUCUCUACAACGCCAAUAUUCCAGUGUACCGCUUUAUCCAGAGGCCUGGAGACUUGGUGUGGAUCAAUGCAGGCACUGUGCACUGGGUACAGGCUGUGGGCUGGUGCAAUAACAUUGCAUGGAACGUGGGGCCACUGAAUGGAUACCAGUACCAAUUGGCUCUGGAAAGGUUUGAAUGGAAUGAGGUGAAGAAGGUCAAGUCUAUCGUGCCCAUGAUUCACAUUUCCUGGAAUCUGGCCCGUACAGUUAAAGUUACAGACCCAGACUCUUACAAGAUGAUUAAACACUGUCUCCUGCAGUCUCUGAAGCACAUCCAAAUUCUCAGAGACCAGCUGGUAGCUACAGGGAAAAAGAUCUCUUACCAGAGCAGAGUCAAAGAUGAACCAGCCUACUACUGCAAUGAGUGUGAUGUGGAGGUGUUUAACCUGCUGUUUGUGACGAGUGAGAACGGCAGUAAGAAGUUGUACGUGGUGCACUGCGAGGACUGCGCCAGGCAACGCAGCCCCAAUUUCUCCAAUGUAGUGGUGCUGGAACAAUAUCGUAUUGAGGACCUGAUGAACACUUACGACACCUUUACCUUGGCUUCCAGCUCUCGGUGAAAUCAACUCUGCCAUCCACCCAGCCAUAACCAAAAGUCUUGCUUACCAGGACAGUUAGAUUUUGUUUUAGUCAAAUCUUUAUUCCUUAAUUUUCCUGCAUUUGUAAUUUGUAAAAGUACAACUACUGGUAAUACUUGUCGAACAGCCAAUCAUAAACCAGUUUACAUCACGUUGUUUACAAAAUCCAAUAAGCCAUCCAACAGCGGCCCAACACACCAACCUCUGACUGGUCUUAAUGGACUUUACAGUGGAAUGCAGUUUGUGCUAUCACAUGUAAUUAAUGACAAAAAUGGCAUCUCGGAAUUUACAUACUUUGCCUUUUUUUUUUUUUUUUCGUUCUUUUUCUGUCUUGGAUACUGAGAUGUGUAAAUGCUGUUAAUAUUUUUCAUGGGUGCUGUUCUUUUUUUUUUUCUAUUAAUUUAUUUUAACAUCUAGAACAGCCUAGAUGUAUACCACAUUGGCCUUGUGACUUGUAUUUAGUGAAGAUAUAAAUGAAUAAUACUAAUAAUAGAUAUAUGAACAUUUUUCUAAAGCAUUAAGAAUACAAAAAAAUAACUUUUGCUUGGAAUGGCUCAAAAGAUACGGGUUAAAAAAAAAAAAAAAAAAAAAAAAGUUUAGAUACUGUCUGAGAAGCUUGUGUAGUUAAUGAUUUUAUUUCCUUACAAUAAAAUCCAUUGUUACGAGAGCAUUUUAAGAUUACAUCAGGUCUUUUUCCAUCAUAUAUAUAUAUUUUUUUGCGAGAUUACAAUUCAUUAGUUUUAGUGAAUUGUUUUACCUCCUUUGUGUUGUUUUUCCUUUUUAUAUAUAGAUUUGUGAUUUUUUUUUUUUUUUUGCAAUUGUACAUUUUAUUUAACUUCUUUCUUCUAUUUAUUGACUAUUAUCUUCUCCUUGUUUAGAUUCAUCAGAGAUGUCUGUUUUUCAUUACUUUGAGGAUGUUUUGAAAGGAGAGUUUCAGGGGUGCUCAGUCAAUAAAAGGAGUAAUGUUUUCUGGCUGUUCUGAGGUACAGUGACUCCUCUCUCCUGUAGAGUGUAGAAGGCAGAGCAGUUGUAGUUCGUCUGACUAAAUGCUGUCUUUUGUAUAGAGAAGCAAAAGGCCACUUUUUAUUACUACUUUUAACCUUUUUUCUUUUUCAAACCAAAAUUAGCAGCGAAAUUGGAUAUAAAUGAGAAGAAAUUUCAGAGCUGUUUCUAAGUAUCUACAUAUUUCGUGGUGCUCGAGUUUGUUUGAAAUGUUUUUUUCUGAGGAACACAGUCACUAUGACAACCGUGAGGCAGAAUAUCUGCUCUUAAAUCUUAAAUCUGACUGCAGUUGGUUAUCAGAAACCAAAUAUUGAGGGUAUUUUUUUUUUUUUUUUUUGAGGGUAAGUGUUUUUGUUUGAAAAUUUACAUGAAACUGUAAAUACUGUGGCAUUUUACUGGAAUGAGGUUAAUUGUGAAACGAAUUAUUCAUUCGACUGAAACUGUAAUUUCGUUUUCAUUUUGUCCUAAGCUUGAAUCAAUUAUUUCACAUUUAUUGAAACUGUUGGUUACGAUUAUUAUCCAGAAGGUGCUGUUCCCUUUGAACUACUUUUGUCUUUUUCAGUUUUGUUUCUAAAGAAAAAAAAUCUAUUUUUCCUGUUGCACUAUAUCUUCUGUUUGUGGUCAUUUAUUUAAAAUUCUGCACUGUUUUAGAGAGUUCACACAGAACGCAAACUGAGCCAGACACGUCUUAAACACUUCAUGAAUUUGUGUGACAUUACUACGAUUAUUAAUAUUAAAUGCUUUUGAUAAACUUGGAGUGUAAUUCAUCUAUUAAUUAAAGGACAUUGUCUUUCCUA